Messenger RNA from Lemur catta (Ring-tailed lemur), 742 nucleotides. Its product is annotated as putative protein TPRXL. Bases 1 to 576 code for a protein of 191 amino acids. Lineage: Eukaryota; Metazoa; Chordata; Mammalia; Primates; Lemuridae. The record is from RefSeq and is a predicted model, not a curated record. The transcript has 3 exons.
AUGCUGCGCCGAGGAGUGGGCGCCCUGGGCUCCCAGCUCCCGGCGACCGCGGCACGUUGCCUCCGCCGCCCGCUGCCCGCGGCGAGGACGGCCGCCCGGCCUCUCCGCGCCCGCGCCCCGCGCUCCCAGCUCACUCGCUCCCGCGGCGCCCGCUGCGGCUUCUCCUCCUCCUCUUUCGCCUCCUCCUCUUCCUCCGGUUUCUUCUCCUCCUCCUCCUCUUCCUUCUCCUCCUCCUCCUCCUCUUCUUCCUCCUCCUCUUUCCCCACCUCCUCCCCCUCAGCCACUGCCUCCUCCUCCAACACCACUACCACUCCCUCCGGGGCACCCGGGUCCCUGCAGAGUCCCGGGUCGGCGCCGCCUCCGCUGCGGCCCCCUGGAUCCCGAGCCUGCAGCGCCCAAGCUGAUAGGACAGACGGACGGACAGAUUCCUCGCGCCUAGCGCUCCACGGCUGCUGCCACCCGCAGCCCCGCGUCGGGGGAACUGGGAUCGCCCCGGGAAGCACCUCGAGGGUGUUCGCUUGGCAAGGAACUCAACUAAUUCAGAAACCCUUCCAGCAAGGGGAUACGUUUUUCUAAGCAGCACAGGACUACAAACACAUCUGCAUUGACAAGUUGCAACUUAUAUCCUUCUAUGGUAUUUUUGCUCUUUUGAAAAUGUUAAUAAAAACUUAAUGUGGAAAAAAAACAACUUUUUCCAAAUAUGUGUACCAAUGGGCCUGAGGCGACUCAUACUUUCUUAUGA